Molecule: messenger RNA, 1155 nt
Organism: Colletotrichum phormii
Lineage: Eukaryota; Fungi; Ascomycota; Sordariomycetes; Glomerellales; Glomerellaceae
Exons: 2
Coding region: 1-1155 (384 amino acids)
Source: RefSeq, a predicted model, not a curated record
AUGCUACUCGCCGCUUUUCUAUUCUUGGUUCUCAGCCUCUCGGUUACGUCUACUGACAACGAAAAUGGCGACUACGACCAGUGCUACUUUGAUGCCGGUUAUGUCGGCCCAACGAGCCUUCUUCCCUGCUUACCGGCGAACGAGACAGAUAAUGGCUUCAGUUGGUGCUGCCUGGCAGGUGACUCUUGCGUCAAUCAAGCCUGUUGGAAUCAACCAUCAGGCGUGACUUAUCAGUAUGGUUGUAACGACCCGACUUACAAAGACAAGAGCUGCCCCCUCAAGGGUGACCUCGACCCAGCCAAGUCUCCCUGGAUAGGUCUUGUCCGAUGCGAUACUGAGAACGAGGGCCUUCUUAAAUACUGGGCAUGCAACCAUCCAGACACCUGCGGCGAAAAUUGCCCGACUGAACCCGACCGACCGCAAGUGACCCAGUCUGUCUGGCCGUGGAUACCCAAGUCCUUGCCACCCAACACAGACUGCAAAGAUCUAGGAAAGCGAGUUUUGGCAAUUUAUGCCCCCAAUCCACUUGGCUCGACCGGUGGUGUACCGUCAGUGUACACGGCUGCAGCAGACAAACCGAGUCCAUCGAUGCCGCCAUUGCAAAGCAGUGGCACAACGGCAUAUUUGGCUUCCUCGUCAAUGUCUAUCUCUGUUUCCGAUCCUACAAGUUCCGUCAUCAACGUCACAUCUUCCACAACCGCCACCGCUACAUCUGUGGACUCUGAGACGAGCAGCUCAACCCUGGGCACCGGUGCUAUCGCUGGCAUUGCCGUCUCCUCCACUAUUGUCCUCGGAGCAGCCUUGUUGGUCGCCUUCAUGCUACUCCGACGCCGUCGCUCCCGACAGGAUCCAGUCUUUAAUACACAUGAGGACGAGACCUAUAACCAUGACCAGCCUGGUCCUGCAGAGUUGCCCGACGAGAAACACAACCUCAUAAGCCCCCACACCGUAUCCACAAUUUCGGAGCCAGGUCAACACCGGCCAGUCUCAGACAUGACUCUGAGCGUGGAUUCACCCAGUCCGCUCAGCACGCCGAGAACUCCAGGCUCUCCGUACUACUAUCACGGCAUCGGCCAACCUCUUUCUGAGUUGGCGGAUCAGCCGAGGGCUAUACAUGAGAUGCCGGCCAUCAAUGAGCGGGUUGAAAUGGCUUGA